Molecule: messenger RNA, 1389 nt
Organism: Filobasidium floriforme
Lineage: Eukaryota; Fungi; Basidiomycota; Tremellomycetes; Filobasidiales; Filobasidiaceae
Exons: 1
Coding region: 79-1368 (429 amino acids)
Biological process (GO): canonical NF-kappaB signal transduction
Source: RefSeq, a predicted model, not a curated record
AUUCAUAACCCACCCACCCUGUGCACCUAGCAGCGUCUUUCACCUCGCACCUCGCCCAGUCUUUCGAGAUUGACCCCGAUGGACCAAAUCGGUCGGGACGCCGCAGACGACCAGAAUGCGGGUCCUUCCUACCGCCCACCCAAACUCAAGAUGAAACUGAAGGAGACCAAGCUCGAGCGAGAAGAGAGACGUUGGAGAAAGGAGCAACGUCGGUUGAGAAAGGAGAGCGGUAGACUAUACCGAGCGAAUGGAGUCUCGCCCGUGGCUGGCAUGGCCAUCACCCCGCCGAGGCCGACCGGGGAUAGUCGAGAGGAGAGUAUCAGUCCACCGAGAAAGAGGAUCAGGAGGACGACGUCGAUCGAAGGGGAGGGAACGUUCGAGCCGAGUCGACCGGACGUCGGUCGCAACGCCUAUAUGCAAGACUGGGACGAUGACGUGUGGCAACCACAACCCUCCGCUUACAAGCGGGACGCCGAAGCUGCGAGAGCGGUUCGAGACGAACAGGAAUGGAGGCAGAAGAUGUUCGACCUGAUGGCAGACGAGGAGCAAGGUCCUAUCGAUCUGACGAGCGGACGUUAUCGAUCGCCACCGCUUCGUACGGCCCGUCACUACGAGCCUGACGAUGCGGGCGAUGGCUCACCGGCGAGCCCUCAUAUCCCCGAGAGGAUCAGGCGUGCUGCUGGAUGGAAGCAUGACACGCCAGAUUAUGCCAACAUGGACGAGGAAGAGUACUCCGAGGCGAUCCGCUACGGUAUGUGGCGGAGACGAAAUAAGGAAGAGGUCGAGCGGCAGGAACGAGCGGCCAAGUUCAAGCACGAGGAGGCCGAAAUCAAAGCCCGCUUGAAGCGUAUGCAAGAGGAAGAGGAAAAGAAACGGAUCGAGGUCCUCAAGCGGGAGACGGGCAAGGCAGAACAGAGACGGAGGGAAAGGGAGAUGAUCGAUUACGCCACCAAGUGGCAGAUCCUGCGAACUGGAAGGGCGGAACCGGACAAGGACCCCUCGGCAUCACCGCCCCUGCGUCUAGUCGAAAUACCCUGGCCCGUCUUUCUGGGCGCCGAGACUGCAGCCUUUCAUCCUACCAUGCUAAAACCCGAGCGUAUCAGUGCCUUUUUCGGAGCGCUGCUCGAGUACGAGCUCGGCCAGAAGCAGGAGGCAGACGGUCCAACCAUCAAAGCCCCGCCGAAAGGUGACACCUUGACCCUAAGACGGGUUCUGCGAGAUGCCAUCCUUGCCUACCACCCAGAUCGCUUCAUCGGCCGAUACCUCAACCUGGUCCAUGUUCCGGAGCAAGAAAUGGUUCGAGAGGCUGUCAUACGAUGCAGUCAGAUCAUUAACGACCUCGCAAACGAAAAUAAAGACAAGUUUUAACGAGCAAACCAGUCGAGCCAA